AUGCCUUAUACACAACACAAGAGACAUAGGUUCUCAAUGGUGAUCAAAAGUGAAGUCCAGGGUACGAUGAGCGAGUCCUCAGAUGCUCAGACGGCGGUCGAAAACUUGUGUGCAAGGGUUCAGGAACAGUUGACGGUGGUCGAUGCUGAAGAAUACAAUCAAGCGCUGGUAGAGAUUCUGGGGUCUAAUGAAGAAAAGAGGAAAUUGGAUAAGUCCCCAGAACAGGUUGAGGAAGUUUUGGUUCGAUCUUUUCAGGACCAUUUUGAAUCAAGGAAACUUUUGAUGGAUUUGGUCGCAUCCGAUGUCAAACAAGCGUUAGAUGUGUUUGAGAGACUUCCGUUGAAAACAGUGUCUACAUUUGUGGAUUGUUUUCCGAAUGCCGACGAUACUUUACCGCUUUUGAAGGAGCUGCGGACCAGGAUACAUUAUGGUGAAGACCCUCACGUACAAUAUUUGCUAAAUGUCGUUCUACAGUUGCUGAACAGAUUCAAUUACAGUUUCGAGCAGGUGGGUUUCCUUGUUCAUGAGCUGUGCCUUCGUAUUAAAGAGCCAGAUGUCAAGUCACUGAUGUUGCUUAUCUUCUCUGAGCUGAACAAGAGGUUUCCUGCAAAGUUUAAUGAGAGGCUGCUUGACUUUACCGACUCCUUGGUGGUAGAAUCGGAGGUAGGCAUUGGCAGCGAUCCUAUUUCAGAGAUUGUUGAUAUCUUAACGGAGCUAUACCCGGUGCUAACGACUUUAUGUUCGAACAUUCUGCUUGGCAAAAACCUCAAGGCUCAGCUGGAAAAGAAAUUGAUGGCGCAAGAUGACGACGAUUUUACCAUCAGCCUGCUCAAGCUUUUUUCUAUCGCGUGUAUUGAUGAGACGGUGAGAGCGCAUCUCGCAGAGAAUUAUAUGAGUGUUUUGGAAAGAUCCUUGAAAGUUGAAAGGUUUAGAAUAUAUUCCGCGCUGGUUCUUAUCAAGACAUGGAGCUUCUCCAGCAUGCAGAACAUUGAUGUGAACGCGUUGGCGGAGUAUCUUAUCGAGGGGUUCAAUGGGUCUGAAUUUGAAAACGAAGAGGACAUGAACAUCUGCAUUGAAGGGCUGGCCUACUUGAGCUUGAAGACAUCGGUCAAGAUAAAGUUGAGGAACAGUCUGUUUUCGUGUGAGAAAUUGGUCAGAUUAGCCAAGUCUAAAGAAAUCACCUCAAACUUUUAUGGUGUUCUCGUCAUUUUGGCCAAUUUGAGCGCUUCACCCAAGCAAAGCAAAGGCAGCACAGCCUUCGAUGCAGGAGCAAUGAGGGACUUAAAGUCAUAUUCGGACUUAAAAACACCCACAGAGAUGGAGGCGGAUAACACUAUUGAAAGUGAGGACGAUGUUUUCAAGUUCAAUCAGAAAUACCUGUUGCAAAAUAACCUCCUUUCCGAUUUGAACUCCCUGAUCGGUUCCAUAACUCAUGGCUCCAAACAGCAGUUAAUCCGGAUCAUAUACAAUAUUAGCAGCAACAAGAAGUUUAUUCAAGAAUCCAUUAAACAAGGCAGUGUCACGGCGAUUUUGCAAUACAUGACCACGAAAGAAGUGGCCAAAGACCCAAUAAGAGUGCUGGCAUCCAGGUCUUUGGCGAAAAUGCUGGUGUACACAAACCCGUCGAUAAUCUUUAAGAAGUAUUCCCCCGUGAAUGCUAUUUCUCCUCUUUUUGAGUUGCUUCCACGAAGCACAACAACGCAAGAAGAACCUUUCUUUGAUGAAGACGUAUUAACGGUUAAUGACUCCUUCAAUGCCCUUUUGGCCCUCACUAACCUAGCUUCGCUAAGUGGCUCUCAAGGUGAGGACGUGUGCAGGCGCAUUGCAACAAACGAACAAUACUGGUCCACCGUGGAGGCCUUGAUGUUAGACGAAAACAUAAUGCUACAGAGAUCGACACUAGAGUUGUUGAGCAACUUAAUGAGCCAUCCCAAACCCAUCGCCGUGAAAUUUUUCAAUUUCGAGAAUCAACGUAGUGUGAGAAACUUCGAGAUUCUUGUUAAGUUACUAGAGCUCGAUGACGUGGAAUCUCAGAGGGCCGUGGCAGCCAUAUUCGCAAAUAUUAGCGUAUCCGUACCCUUCAUCGCUCAAGAACUGUUGAAAAGGCAAAAUUUACUGGCAAAGGCUGUAGAGGUUCUACACAAUCAAACAGACGAUGUUGAGCUCAGUGAGCGUCUCAUCCUACUGCUGCACGCGCUCACUGACGUGAUAACCACAGACAAUCUAGAGUUGGGAUCAUAUCUGAUUGGAAACAAGAAGCUAAUCGACGCUUUGAACAAAGCAUCUCAUAUGGCAGACCUAGAUCCGCAGUUCUCCGAGUUAAUUCCCAUAAUACUUGAAAGAUGUCAGUGUUAG
Messenger RNA from Torulaspora globosa, 2355 nucleotides. RefSeq names its product She4p (gene SHE4). The coding region runs from base 1 to 2355 and encodes 784 amino acids. The record is from RefSeq and is a predicted model, not a curated record. NCBI's taxonomy places the organism in Eukaryota, Fungi, Ascomycota, Saccharomycetes, Saccharomycetales, Saccharomycetaceae. The transcript has a single exon.